Molecule: messenger RNA, 6202 nt
Organism: Sorex araneus (European shrew)
Lineage: Eukaryota; Metazoa; Chordata; Mammalia; Eulipotyphla; Soricidae
Gene: GABRB3
Product: gamma-aminobutyric acid type A receptor subunit beta3
Exons: 2
Coding region: 1219-1785 (188 amino acids)
Biological process (GO): monoatomic ion transmembrane transport
Cellular component (GO): membrane
Molecular function (GO): GABA-A receptor activity; monoatomic ion channel activity
Source: RefSeq, a predicted model, not a curated record
AGAAAGAAAGAAAGAAAGAAAGAAAGAAAGAAAGAAAGAAAGAAAGAAAGAAAGAAAGAAAGAAAGAAAGAAAGAAAGAAAGAAAGAAAGAAAGAAAGGAAAUAGCUCAGAUAGAACCACAAAAAUAGCAGUUGGUGAGCAUUUUCAGAGACUCCAAGAGGGAGAGGAGAGACCAGGUGAAGAACAUGAGGCCAGAUCAUUCAGGGCUCAGUGUGCUUACAUCGUGUGCUCAGUGUGCUUGCACCCAACCUGGGUUCAAUCCCCGACACCACUAUAUAUUCCCCCUGAGCACUGCCAGCUGAGCACUGCCAGGCAUGGUCUCCUGAGCACUGAGAAGAGUGGUAAAACAAACAAAUAAUAAUUCCACACUGUGACAUCAGCAAGACUUCUCUCUGAGCAUAGGACAAGCCAUAUACUUAAUAAGUUGAACAUCCCUGUGUUGUUCCUCUUUAGCUUCUUUAGCAUUGUCAUGAGAAGUUUCUUCUGCUAGGAGUUUCCUCCUUCCCUUGUGAAAGUCCUCCCCAGCCAUCUCUGACUUUCCUAGAGUUCCAGAUGCUUCAUAGAUUUUUUUUUUCUUUUUUAACUGGAGGUUACUCAUCUAGACACUUGAUGUUUUGUCUUCCGGCUUUGUUUGUGUUUAUUUUUGUUUUGUUAAUAUUUUUAUUGACUCACUGUGGGAUAGAUCCUUACAAAGCUGUUCAUGAUUAGGUUACAGCCGUACAGUGUUCCAUCCCUCCACCAGUCCAGUGUACAUUUCCCAAUACCAGUGUCACCAGUUCCCUCCCUCACUCUCCUCCCCCCCCCAUUUUGGGUAUUGCGAUUUGCAAUACAGACACUGAAAGGUUAUCAAGAAUAUCCCUCUACCCACUUUUAACACUCAGUUCUUGUCCGGUGUGAUCAUUUCUAGCUAAUAUUGUCCUGAUGUUCCCUGACACCCAUGAAAACCUUCUCCUUUGCUCCCCAGACAGUCUCUUUCCUGCCUUUAGUCCCUUUUUCCCUAAGUCCUGGGAUUGCCGGGGUGGGGGGGAGGUGUUUCUUCUGUGUGAGAGCAAGGCCUCCUGCCCAAAUGCCCAAGCCCUGUGACCCUACACACCCCUUCGAGGUCCUCUUGUUUCCCGGCAGCGACUCUGGCCACCAGGGGCAGUGCAGGAGAGUGAGUGCCUGCACCUACUGCCCCCUAACCCUCUCUCUCUUGCAGGAAUCACGACUGUCCUGACCAUGACCACCAUUAACACACACCUCCGGGAGACGCUGCCCAAAAUCCCCUACGUCAAAGCCAUCGACAUGUACCUCAUGGGCUGCUUUGUCUUCGUGUUCCUGGCGCUCCUGGAGUACGCCUUCGUCAACUACAUCUUCUUCGGAAGAGGCCCUCAGAGGCAGAAGAAGCUGGCGGAGAAGACGGCCAAGGCCAAGAACGACCGUUCCAAGAACGAGACCAACCGGGUGGAUGCUCAUGGGAAUAUUCUGCUGACAUCACUGGAUGUUCACAAUGAAAUGAACGAGGUGGCAGGUGGCGUCGGGGACACCAGGAAUUCAGCAAUAUCCUUUGACAACUCAGGAAUCCAGUACAGGAAACAGAGCAUGCCUCGAGAAGGCCACGCUCGGCACCUGGGGGACAGAGGCAUCCCGCACAAGAAGACCCAGCUUCGAAGGAGGUCUUCGCAGCUCAAAAUCAAGAUCCCUGAUCUAACCGACGUGAACGCCAUAGACAGAUGGUCCCGGAUCGUGUUUCCUUUCACUUUUUCUCUUUUCAACCUAGUUUACUGGCUGUACUAUGUUAACUGAGUGACUGUACUUGAUUUUUCAAAGACUUCAUUUAACACUGAGUGAAAUAUUACUCUGCCUGUCAAGUUUUUAUACCUGUGUACACACAGAGACACACACACGCAGACACACACAUAUAUACAUACGCAAUUGUAUAUAUAUGUGAACUUUCUCAGCAUAUAUAUAAAAUACACGUGUAUAUGAGGAUGUAUGUGUCUAUGUUUAUAUACUCAGGUGUGAGACCUGUGUGUAUGUAAAACAAAUACACAUACAUGCAUACAUUUUGCAGCUAUGGACAAUUUAACACAGGAUGCAUAUUAAAGAGAGUCAUAGUUUUUUUUUUCUUUCCUUUUUUAAUUGAAAGGGACAAGCAUCGUCUAAACAUUAUGCCUUGAGAAUGAGGACGUGAAACACAACAUCAUCCCCAACUGUGUCCUUUGGUUCUCCUGAGCUAGAUGUUUUAGUUGGGAAAAAAAUCAGAAACUCUUAGUUCAUCUUUCAGAUGUACACACAUGGUAUUGUAAGCCUCAAACAGAUCUCAUCCUUCAUCCCUUCAUUUGUUUUACCAAGUGGCGGCAUUCUAGCACAUUUCAGUGAUGGGGUUUGCUUUCACCAGGCAUAUGUUGUUUUCAGGGGGGUUCAUGGAUGAGGUGCAUCCCUAGUGUGCCCUCACCUGUUGUCUUAAAUUUAGAUCGAUUCUAUGUCAGUAUAUGAACUUCCAUCUUUGGGGGGGGACAUCCCUUGGACUGGUUAGCUUCUCAUUGUGAGUACUUUGAUGUACAGCAUAUUUAUUGGUUCACUGGAACUGCCUCCAGCUUACCUGUCGUGUGGGAACAGAAUGCACAUUGGGACGAUGUUGAGUUGACGUUCUCAUCACUGAAGAUAUGCACCCCAUCUUGUAUGGAUUUCUCGGCCCGAUCUCUAAUGGAAAACAUAGUCUGUGCUUCAGGUUCUCUUCCUCCAAGGUCAAACUACGUAGGAUGACUUCCCGCCCCUGUCUUUACAUUACCAAUCAUCCUUACCACCGUGUAUGUUACUAUAAAAUAUAUUUGCAUAAGAUGCAUAUAUAUGUAUAUUUACCAAGAUUUUGUUUCUUAUGCUUGCUCUUAUGGUAGCAUGCAAUGUCAUACUUUUCUCCAUGUGAUGUAAUUACUUUCUGUUACCUAGAACUAAGACUGAAGCGCAAACACUUCUACUGUUCAAUUUUAGAAACCAAGAAACAUCCUCAUGCCUUUCUUUGUGUAGCUGACAUAUGUUGCAAGCACCUCCAGCUCCUCCUAGCUCACGCUGCGGGAACAUGCGUAACCCGCACAUCUCAUCACCCCAGGACCCGUGACCAUGCUCUUGAGGCCAAGGAGAGCAGCCCUACAACCCACACAGUCACUCUGAGUUCCUUCUGGUCCACAGCCUCAUCCGUAUUUGGACUUUUUAAAGCUCGUAGAACAAGGUGCACUGGUUUCAUAGGCGCAACCUUAACUUACUAUUUAGACGAGAUCUUUCUAAAGAAAAAAAAAGAGAUGAUAUAUUUUUUGUAAACAAUAUUUCUAUCACAAGCAUCCAGAGACUGAAAUGACUACAGUUCUACAAACAGGUGUCACGGUGAAGUAAAGCAAAAUAUCACGGAGGAAAAAAAAAGCAAAAUAUUAUUCGGGAAAGAACUGCUAAAUUAAAACUUUAUCCCCAAGAUGCCAAAUACGCCUCACCCUCUCUGUUGGGUCUGCAACCAAUGGUCUACAAAUGGCGGGAGUUUUCUGUCAGCUCUCUAGAGGCACCAUGAGCUCUGCAGCUCGUGGCCAGAGCCAUCGCCCCAAGCUCACCACUACUUGAUUUUCCUUUAUGGUCAUAUAACAACCUUUAAUUUGGGCCGGGGAGAUGGUUUCGAGCAUGGAGCACAUGCUUUGCAUUUGGGAGCUGGCCCAGGUUCUAUCCCCAACUCUGAGAGAUUCCCCUGAGCACCCCAGGAGUGAAGCCCAAGCAUUUUCAGGUGUGCCCACCCCCCAAAAAAAUCCCUUUAAUUUUUGGGAGUUGGUGACAGUUUAAAACCCACCAUCAGGUAAAACAAUUCACAAAGUCUCACUCUAGCAGUGAUGACUAGCUUUGAACCCCCUUCCCCUCCCUAGUAACUUGUUUUAAAUCUCUUUCUCCUAGCCGCCACACUCUGAUUUUAUUCUCUAUGGAGACUAGCCUGCGAUAUCUUGGUCUUUGGCUAUUCUCUGAGCAUUUAUUUUGUGGGUAACCACAGGGGUAUCCUAAAAGUUAAACAGAUUGGGAAAAACCUUGUAAGUGGCCUUAUCAUUGUUAACAUGUUAAAGAAAAAAGACUUUUGUGAAGACCUUAUCCCUUUCAAUGCCUUCAGAUAUCUUUUUCUGUAUUCAGUGAGUCAGGAAGUUAGCUCCCCAUACAAGAUGAGGGACCCCAAAAUGCAAUGACUGUGGACAAAAGCCGUCCAUGGUUAACUUCAAACUACAAUUUCUACUAUUCAGAACUGUGACAUUCUUUCUCUCUGGGAGAAAAGUGGUUCAAAACAUUUUUGAUGCAUAGCUGAGUUACAUAAACAGAGAGCCCCGGUGGCUUGGAAAUGCGACAGUCCACUUCCCAAGGUUUUUCGGAUAUCAAUUUGCAUGGUAUAGUCAUACUAGCUUUUGAGCUUUUUAUAUGCACUUGGCACCAAGACUGGAACCAACACUUUGUAGACAUUGCGAUGAAGUUAACAUAAUAGCUAUACUAUAAAUAGUGUUUGUAACUACACACACACACACACACACACACACAUGCACACGCACACACACAUUCUGUAAAAACAACUUUUUAAGAUCCUUGGGUAUGUAUUUGCUUUACUCCAUUUCAGAAGAAAAUGACUUUUCUUCUAAUGAAGUUAUUUUCUAGCUUUUCCAUUUUUAAACGUCGUGUGGCGUGUUGAGAAGCAGAACUCUGUGCUGGUGACAGGUUAGUCGACUUUGGUUCUCUGUUCUAUUCGAUGCCCUCCCAUUCUUCCAGCAUAGUCACUGAGGCCCUUGAACAAGCUGUACUGAUAACCUUUGAGCCCAGGAUCUAUCAUUGGGAGGUGAUUGAUACCCUUAUCCAGUAAGGAGAGAAAAAUUGGAUUUGGAAGAUAAUCUAUCUCUUUCUCAACAACUGAACAUAAUAAAAAAUUAAUUUUCUGAGCAGUCCUGUCUUUCCGAAAUGCUUCACAAAACAGGGGCAUGAGAGGUACAAAAGAGAUCUGGUUAUGACGGGGUGAUGACCCCUCCUCAGAUAGGUUUGAGAUAAGUCAGGGGCCCCCAUACAUCAAUUACAACAGAGAAAAAUGGAGAAGACUUGAGCAAACUUUUCAAUGAAACAAAUGUUCUUGAUUCCAAACCCCGGGAAUGCAGAGGGGUUCCACUGUCUAUACCAUGAAAUACCCAUUUCCUCUUGAAUCUCCGGCCAACUAGAAAAUCUGCCAUGAUCUUCUUCCUUGUCAGCUUUGAAAACUUUAUGCACAUCUGUGUUUCGAAGAACUCGGAUGUGCUGAGCCAAUCCUGGGCAAGGCACGGCCCUGCUAUCCAGCCUGGGAAUAAACGUCCUCACCAAAGACAGUGUCUCAGAAGUGACGGCCGGCAUGUUGGAGACUGGCCGGAAGGGAAUUAGCCACAUGGCAGUUGUAGGCUCAUUUUCGGCAUCUAGUUGGUGAUCCUAUUGGUAUUGACCCUACCAUGGUGUGUACUAAAUGAAAAAGAGAAAAAAACUACCACAAAUUAAUGUGUCCAACUUGGAAUCUCCUGGCUUGAACAUAUAUAUAUAUAUAUAUAUAUAUAUAUCCCAUCUUCUCAUUCUUGUUCCUUUGACUCUCCACCUGAAAACCCAUUGUAUUUCUGGCCAUUUUGUGCAAGCAAAACUGGACAACUGGUAAUGUGUAGUCUUACUCAAGGAACAGACCCUGGCUCUCGGCAGGCAUGAGUCAUCAGUCAAAGUCACUUUGAAUUGUGGGGGACCAAGAGCCGCCCAGGUGGAUCAAAUUUUCCCAAGACACUAGCUAUUGCGUCUUGGAUUAAUUACCUCUUCUGCUUCAUUGAAAGGUGCCGUGUUUUCCUGAAAUACUCAGUUCCCAGCAUCUAGGAAACAGGGACCUCGAAGAGUGCUCCCCUACCAUUCUCCCCGAGGGCAGUCCACUGCACCCAUUCUCUUCAUCCUUGUCUCUUAGUUUGCUUCACAAGUCAGUGAGUGUGUUCAAGGUAAGUACAGGAUUCUUCAAGUAGGAAUAGGCAGUCGCUGUCAUGAUAAAUUCCCCUGUUGAUUUCAUUUCGUUGUAAAGAUAAAACCCAAUUUUGCUUAAGCACAUUGAUGUAAUUUUUUGGUAUUAUUUGACAUGAAAAAAGCAAAAUUGAGUGAUAGAUAAAAUAUGAAACUUGUUGAUGAAUGAAUUCAAAUUUAUUAAAAAAGAACUAAUUGACUUAAA